AGUAAUCAUGGCUACCGCGAACGUUAAUUUUGAACUUUUUUUACGUAGUUUUAUAAAUGAAGAUAGUGAAAAAAACCAAUUGCAUGUUAUUCCCAGAGAACAGUACAGUGAUCUGAUAAAUGAAGUGAAAGCCGCGAGAAGUGCUCGGAAUAAAACCCCCCAACAGAAGAGACGUGUUAGGCGGUUUAAUGUUAUUGAAAUCGGGGGUAUAGAAAAGUUGGUGAAAGCAACGGGAACCGAUGACAUUGUGUAUUUUGUUCCAUUGGAGGAAGUAUACGGAACAAUUGAAGCGACUCAUGCUGCUAUUGGACACGGAGGUCGAGACCGGUUGAAAGCAGAGCUUGGUCGCAAAUAUGCUAACAUUACUAGACCUAUGAUCGAAAAGUUUCUAGGGAUGUGCGAGGUCUGUGCCGGGAAGAAAACCAAACGAAAAAGAGGACUCGUGACGAAGCCCAUCCUGCACAAACAGCUAAACAGUCGCUGCCAGGUCGAUCUUGUGGACAUGCAGAGUCAAGAAAUCCAAGGGAAACGGUUCAUCCUCAAUUAUCAAGACCACUUAACAAAAUUUAUUCAGCUUCGAGCCCUCUCGCACAAAACAGCUGAGGAAGUAGCUGCGCACUUGAAGGACAUCUUCUUAACUUUUGGGGCACCGUGUAUCCUUCACAGCGACAACGGUAGGGAAUUCGUCAAUAAUAUUAUUAAGUGCAUGAAAAUACAUUGGCCGGAGUUGCAACUGGUCAACGGUAAGCCGCGCCACAGUCAAAGUCAGGGAUCCAUUGAGCGCGCCAACCAGGACGUGGAAAAUAUGUUGGCGGCGUGGCUAAUUGACAAAAAGACGAACCAGUGGCCCGACGCGUUACCUUUCAUCCAGUUCAUGAAAAAUCGUGCUUAUCACGCCGGUAUCAGAAUGAGCCCAUACGAAGCAUUAUUCGGAAUGAAGCCAAGAGUUGGUCUCACUACAAGCAGUUUGACGCCGGAUAUGUUGGCGAAUGUUGAGACGGAGGAGCAGCUGGAGGAGUUAUUGGCUUCCUCACAGGUCAAUGAAGAAAAUGACGAAGAAAACGACGAGAAUGAACCGGUGACAACUUCCGCCGGAAACACUACCCAGACUCAACCACCUCAACUUAGUCCAGUCACAACUUCCGCCGGAAACACUACCCAGACUCAACCACCUCAACUUAGUCCCGUCGCAACUUCCGCCGGAAACACUACCCAGACUCAACCACCUCAACUUAGUCCAGUCACAACUUCCGCCGGAAACACUACCCAGACUCAACCACCUCAACUUAGUCCAGUCACAACUUCCGCCGGAAACACUACCCAGACUCAACCACCUCAACUUAGUCCAGUCACAACUUCCGCCGGAAACACUACCCAGACUCAACCACCUCAACUUAGUCCAGUCACAACUUCCGCCGGAAACACUACCCAGACUCAACCACCUCAACUUAGUCCAGUCACAACUUCCGCCGGAAACACUACCCAGACUCAACCACCUCAACUUAGUCCAGUCACAACUUCCGCCGGAAACACUACCCAGACUCAACCACCUCAACUUAGUCCAGUCACAACUUCCGCCGGAAACACUACCCAGACUCAACCACCUCAACUUAGUCCAGUCACAACUUCCGCCGGAAACACUACCCAGACUCAACCACCUCAACUUAGUCCAGUCACAACUUCCGCCGGAAACACUACCCAGACUCAACCACCUCAACUUAGUCCAGUCACAACUUCCGCCGGAAACACUACCCAGACUCAACCACCUCAACUUAGUCCCGUCGCAACUUCCGCCGGAAACACUACCCAGACUCAACCACCUCAACUUAGUCCAGUCACAACUUCCGCCGGAAACACUACCCAGACUCAACCACCUCAACUUAGUCCCGUCGCAACUUCCGCCGGAAACACUACCCAGACUCAACCACCUCAACUUAGUCCAGUCACAACUUCCGCCGGAAACGUUUGCCAAUCGUGCGGUGCUGACUUGGACACAACAGAAGAAAAACCGGAAGGCGAACAUGAAGUCUUGUGCGGCAACUGCGCGACGAGGAAGAACAUCCGAAAAGCUCGGAGUCAGGCAGCUGCUGGUUUGGAACAGCAAGCUAAGAAGAUGCGUCUGCACUCGGACAAAACGCAUCCGCCAGCGAAGGUCGGCGACAACGUAACAAUACCUAUACCAGACGUGGACAAGCCUCGUGCUUGUUUAAGAAACAUAAUCGGCGUAAUUCUCGACAAAAACGAACACGAGUUAUACAAAAUAGGGACCAAAGACGGCAUCCUCCCUAAAAGGUACUGUCGGUCGGAAUUCGACGUGUGCGCCACGGCCUUCAUAUCGGUCAGUGAGGUGCCAGCCGAAAAAAAGGUUACGGUACGUGCGGCCGCAGCCAGUGUUGCUGGGGGUUCUGCGCAGGGGUUCGAAAGGUGCAACUGCAAAAAAGGUUGCACCUCAAACCAGUGUAAGUGCCGCAAAAAUGGCAAACUGUGCAACUCCAAAUGUCACUCCAGCCUCAGCUGCAACAAUAAAUAAAUUUCCUUUGAAUGUACUUUUCCUCUAAAAAAUAAAAAAGUGACAAGAAAUCUAUAAUGAUUUCGAAUUGCAUCAAUUGUGUAACGUUUUCCCUCAUGCCCUUUUUUAAGCACUUGUGAUAUUAUGAUAUUAUGUUAAAAAAGUGACAAGGAAUCUGUAACGAUUUCAAAUUGUAUCUUUUUUCAAAUUGUAAUUGUAAAUUUUGCAUUUUUUUUCCAAUUUUUUUUGCUACUCAGAUUUCUCGUGCCCUGUUUUAAGCACUUGUGAUAUUAUGUUACACUGUUAUUCAGCCUCACCUGUGAUUCUUUUAUAAUAAACCACCGCUCGCCCCGGUCUGCGUGGGGAUAAA
Bemisia tabaci is the source of this 2879-nucleotide messenger RNA. RefSeq names its product KRAB-A domain-containing protein 2. Gene Ontology annotation, molecular function: nucleic acid binding. NCBI's taxonomy places the organism in Eukaryota, Metazoa, Arthropoda, Insecta, Hemiptera, Aleyrodidae. The record is from RefSeq and is a predicted model, not a curated record. Gene Ontology annotation, biological process: DNA integration.